Molecule: messenger RNA, 1266 nt
Organism: Drosophila arizonae
Lineage: Eukaryota; Metazoa; Arthropoda; Insecta; Diptera; Drosophilidae
Product: Parkin Interacting Substrate
Biological process (GO): regulation of gene expression
Cellular component (GO): nucleus
Molecular function (GO): zinc ion binding
Source: RefSeq, a predicted model, not a curated record
GAAGAGCAGGUCGUAUAUACAACAUUUGCCAUGGAGCAGAUCUGCCGCACAUGCAUGACCAACUCGGUAGCUCUCGUGGAUAUAUUCACCGAUCAGCGGGAACCUAGUUUGGCCGCAAUGCUCUGUGAGUGCGUCGCCUCCAUCACAAUCAAUUUAAAUGAUGAGCUGCCACAGAAAAUGUGCCUUUCGUGCAUUUGUGAUAUACAAACUGCAUUUGCAUUCAAGCGCAGGUGCGAGAAAAGUCAUCAGGUGCUUAGCGAGAACUUAAAAAAAAGUGAAAUGCUAGAUGCAAUAAAGGUUGAAGUACCAGAGGCGGACACAUACGUAUUGUUGGGCACUGAGUAUAAUUUACAAGAGGAGCAAAAUGCAUGCAAAAUAGAAGACAAUGAUAACAGCAGUUCCAUUGUUGCUGUAUCUAAUCAAAAUCCAUCUAACCUUCAGCUGAAGAGCAGCGAAGCAAAUAUACAGUCAGAAUUGCUGGAAACAGAGAACUGGGAACGGUCAGACCUAGAUAUGGAUAUAGGUUGCAUCAAAGUGGAACAAGAGGCGCAACAAGUUGAAUCCAAUCCGCUGACAGAUGACGAAGCGAACCAAAAAGAGUUCGAAUCCAAUGCUGCCACAGAACAUUCUCCUAGGAGAGAGACCAAAAAGGGGCAAUUUACGUGUCCACACUGCCCAAAAAGGUUUUCCCAAAAAUGUCAUCUCAACUCGCACAUUCGCAUCCACACAGGCGAGAAGCCAUUUAAAUGCCCGCAUUGUCCGAAAGCCUUUAGCCAGGCUUCAAAUCUCCGCAAGCACAUGUGCAUCCAUUCAGGUGAACGCCCGUUUAAGUGUCCCCACUGUACGCGAGCCUUUACGCGCCACACGGAUCUUCAGUACCACGUCUCCACGCAUCCAGGCAAACAGACUUACAAAUGCCAGAGCUGCACAAGAUAUUUUAUUGAGGAGGCCGAGCUUGAGGAGCAUAUGCGAUAUCAUAAUGGUGAACGUACUUACAAAUGUCAACUUUGUCCAAGGGAAUAUGUUCUCGCCUGGCAGCUGCAGCGGCAUAUCCGCACGCAUACGGGCGAGCAUCCAUUCAAGUGUCCGCAUUGCCCCAAAACUUGUGUUGACAAAGGAGAGCUUGGCAGGCACAUACGGUCUCACACUGGAGAGCGUCCACACAAAUGUCCACAAUGUCCAAAAGCCUUUACUCGAGCUAGUUAUCUAAAAGCGCACAUAAACGCUCAUACUGGACAUUAGUGACUUUUAGUGUUAAACUGAAAG